Molecule: messenger RNA, 6201 nt
Organism: Chaetomium strumarium
Lineage: Eukaryota; Fungi; Ascomycota; Sordariomycetes; Sordariales; Chaetomiaceae
Exons: 2
Coding region: 1-6201 (2066 amino acids)
Biological process (GO): amino acid activation for nonribosomal peptide biosynthetic process; secondary metabolite biosynthetic process
Cellular component (GO): cytoplasm
Molecular function (GO): phosphopantetheine binding; catalytic activity
Source: RefSeq, a predicted model, not a curated record
AUGCAUCUUGCGCAACAUGCGCCCGGGCUCAUGGGCCUGGGCAACGGGCUGCGCCGCGAUGCGAUGCAGCUCACGCCGCCUAGCACACCAGUGGAGGUGGUUAGCCGGACGGUAUCAGUACCCGCUCUGGCCGGUGACAGCGACAGCUUGUACCGAGCCCGCCUUCUUCUUGCCUGGGCGCUCGUUCUACAGCGAGAGCGGGGCGAGGAUAACAAGCUGGACCGGUUCGCGUGUGGAUGCAAAUACGUCGGCGGUGCCGACACUUCAGAGCAGUUCUCGCUGUCUGCCCUUGGUCUGGAUUUGAGCCGUACAGCCACUGACACCGUUGCGACAUGCUUGGAAAAGGUCGAGCAGGCAAUGGGCGCUCUUUGCCCGCAGCAACAACUAGAAUCGCUAUUCUACAAUGACGAAUCUGGAAGUCUCGUCUCGCAGAAGGAGGCAUUAGGCUCAGAUCCAAGACAAUGGACAUUCCAACUGCGCGUCACUAGGGAAGACCAGGCGGCGCUCAGGCUAUGCGGCCUGCGGCACGGUAGCGGUCCCCUAACAGAACGCGAGGCCGGCGGCAAGCUCGACACGUUCACCGAGCUUCUCACCAUCAUCCUCCAGCGGCCCGAGUCUCCAGUUAAGGAUUUCCUCGACCCGCUCCCGCGUGAUCUCGAUCAGAUCUGGACGUGGAACGCCGCCGUGCCGCCAAUCAUCGACCGAACCAUGCACGACAUCAUCUCGGAGCAAGCCGCCGCCCAUCCAGACAAAGUCGCCCUGUCGUCCUGGGACGGCCAGUGGACAUACGGCGAGGUCGAGUCCUUGUCCACCCGCCUCGCCCACUACUUAUGCUGCCGCGGCGUGGCGGUCGGCACCAUUGUGCCCCUGUGCUUCGAGAAGAGCCGAUGGACCAUCAUUGCCCUGCUCGCCGUGAUGAAGGCCGGCGGUGCAUUUGCCCUCACCGACCCGACCAGCCAGCCGGAGGGCCGGCUGCGAGCCAUGGUAGAACAGACCGGAGCCAAGCUAAUCGUCGCGUCCGAGACACAGUCGGAUCUUGCGCGCAGGUUGCUACCCACUGACGGCAGCGGCAAGGAGGUCGUGACCGUCUCCGAAACCCUGCUCGCGCCCCUCCCAUCCGACGACACCACCACCACCCCAGCAUCCCCCUCCUCCUCCCUCCCCGUCAUCCCAACGACCACCUCCCCGCUCUACAUCCAAUUCACGUCCGGCAGCACAGGCAAGCCCAAAGGCGUCGUGGUCUCGCACGCAAACUACACCAGCGGCGCCCUCCCGCGCGCCGCAGCGGUCGGCUACACCCCCAGCUCGCGCGUGUUCGAGUUCGCCAGCUACGCGUUCGACGUCAGCAUCGACUGCAUGCUCUGCACGCUGGCGGCGGGCGGCACCAUCUGCAUCCCUUCCGACGCCGACCGCAUGAACGACCUGGGUGCCGCCAUCCGCGCCAGCGGCGCCAACAUGGCCCACAUGACGCCCAGCGUCGCCCGCGUGCUGGACCCGGCCGUGAUUUCCGGUUUGGACGUGCUCGGUCUGGGCGGCGAGGCCGUCUCGGCUGCCGACGCCGCCGCGUGGAGUAGUAAGGGGGACACGAGCGUCGUUGUUGCGUAUGGUCCGUCGGAGUGCACGGUUGGCUGUACUGUGAAUAACACGUUUGCGAGCAGCAAGUAUGGGGAGGAGAGGAGGAAGGUGUUUGCCACGGGAAACAUUGGCCGGGGAGUUGGGGCGGUCGGGUGGAUUGUGGAUCCUGAAGAUCAUGACCGCCUUGUUCCGGUCGGGGCGGUGGGUGAGUUGUUGAUUGAGGGCCCCGUUGUUGGCCUGGGCUACCUCGGCGAGCCGGAGAAGACGGCGGAGGUGUUCAUCGAGGAUCCGGCCUGGUUGGUAGCCGGACACGCGACUGUCCCAGGCAGGCAUGGGCGACUGUAUAAGACCGGCGACCUCGUUCGGUAUGACGGCGAUGGGUCCGGCGACUUUGUGUUUGUCGGGCGCAAGGAUGCACAGGUCAAGCUUCGAGGUCAGCGUGUGGAGCUUGUUGAGAUCGAGCACCAUCUGCGACGCUGGCUGCCGGCGGGAGUGAAGCUAGCCGCUGAGGUGAUCAAGCCGAAUGGAGGCGAGCCUACGUUGGUUGCGUUUGUGGCUGAGCCCGCUGCCAACCAAGCGCGGCUUCAGCCCGAUGAGCCAUCAAGUGAGGAGCCCCAGCAGGAGCACUUGAGUUUCUCCGAGGAAAUGACCAAGGCACUGAGCGGCAUUGACGAGACACUCGGAGCGGAACUGCCCCGGUACAUGGUGCCGGCCGCGUACAUCCCUCUACGUGAGAUGCCUUCGCUUCCGUCCGCCAAGAUCGACAGGAAGACGCUGCGAGCAAUCGGCGCCGCCAUGACACGCGAGCAACUUACUCUCAGCUCCCGGAGGAACAACAGGCGGACAGAUUCGGGGGGGCAACCCACAACUGAGACAGAGCAGGCUUUGCAGCGGGUCUGGAAGUCACUGCUCGGGGACCAUGUCGAUAGCAUCUCUGUUCACGACAGCUUCUUUGCGCUCGGCGGGGAUUCCCUCCGAGCCAUGAAGCUGGUGCCGGCUGCCAGGGCCGAGGGUAUCUUGCUGACGGUCGCCGAUGUGUUUCGCUAUCCGGUGCUUCGUGACAUGGCCGUUGUUGCGCGGAGGGCAGGGACUGAUGACCAGCAACAGUAUGGCGACACAACCCCAGACGUGGUACCGCCGUUCUCCCUCCUACCAGGCGACUGGGCCCCCGAAGAGGCGCGAGCUGAGGCUAGCAGACAUUGCGCUGUCGAUCCAAGUGAAGUGGAAGAUGUCUACCCCUGCACACCCUUGCAGGAGGCGCUCAUGGCGCUGUCGGCUAAGGUCAAGGAGGCGUACGUUGCGCAACGCGUGCUGAAGAUGGAGAGCGUUGAGGAGGCAGAGAGACUGCAAGCAGCGUUUGCGACGAUUGCAGCUGAUUCUACCAUCCUCCGCACGCGCAUCAUCCAAGUGCCGCAGCGUGGGCUGGUGCAGGUCGUGGUGAAGGAGCCCGUCACCUGGCGCUCGGCAAGCUCGCUGGCCGAGUACCUUGCGCAGGACCGCGACGAGCCGAUGGAACUGGGCAAGCCGCUAGUGCGCUAUGCCAUGAUUCGCGAGGACGGAGUUGCCCAUUUCGUGCUGACCAUGCACCACGCUUUGUACGACGGCUGGUCGAUGCCGCUGGUUGUCGACCGUGUCAAUCAAGCAUACCAGGGACUGUCGCCGCGCCGGCCCGCCGCCGAGUUCAAGCACUUCAUUCACUAUCUCAACAGGACGCUGGACCGUGCAGCCUGCGAUACCUACUGGCGCGAGCAGCUGGCGGGCGCUACAGGGCAGCAGUUCCCCCGCCUCCCGUUCGAGGGCUACCAAACACAGGCCGACUCGCUGCUGGAAAUCGACAUCUCCCUCGAGGGGCGGCGGCUGCCAACAUGCGCAAACGCCACCGUCACCCUAGCCACAGUGGUGCGGGCGGCCUGGGCGCUGGUUGCCUCGCAGUACUGCAGCGGGAACAGGGACAUCGUGUUCGGCGAGACGCUGACGGGCCGCAACGCGCCGAUUGUCGGGUGCGAGGAGAUUGAGGGCCCCAUGAUCACCACCGUCCCGAUCCACAUCCGCAUCGACCGCGACGCCACCGUCGAGGAAUAUCUGCAGUCCGUGGCCGAGCAGGCCGUGACGCAGAUCCCGUACGAGCACGCGGGGCUGCAGCACAUCCGUCGGCUGAGCGACGACGCGCUCCAAGCGUGCGAGCUGCGGACGGGGUUUGUGCUGCACCCUGCUGCUGCUGGUUCUGCUGCCGGAGAUGACGCUACGACGGCGGUGGACGGCAACACUUCGCCGGCGAAUGGGCUCGUGCCCGCGGGCGACGCCGAGGCUGCACGGGAGGCCCUCAAGUUCAAUACGUAUGCGCUCAUGCUGGUCUGCUCGCUGUCGGCCGAUGGCUUCUUUGUCAUGGCGAGCUUCGACUCGAGGACGGUGGACAAGGACACCAUGUCGCGAGUACUGGAACAGCUGCGAAUCGUGGUGCAUCAGCUUUGCGAGGGUGACGGGAAGACAGUCAAGGUCGGGCAGGUGCAGUGCUUGACGGAAGCAGAGCGGAGGGAACUGCACACGUUGAGCAAAUCGACGCUGGAUGUGGGAGGCCCUCGCGUGGCCCAGCUUACAGGGCUGACCGAGGACGAGAUUGAAGGUGUUUGGGUUGUUGAUGCGGCGGAUUGUCAGCGCCUCUUGCCGCGAGGAGCGGUGGGCGAACUGGUGGUUGCAUCACGCAAGGAGUUGGCAUCGCCUGCAGUGGCCAUUGUUGACUGUCCCGAAUGGCUUAGUGGGGAAAAUGAAGCCUUCAAAGGCACUGAAAUCGCGAGCAACGGCGAACGGAAGGCACACCUCUACCGCACACAACUGCUGGCCGCUUUUGACACCAUCUCUUGCGAAGCCGCGCUGCAGAUUCUGCAAUCCAUAACCGACCUCCCCAAACAAAAUGUCGCGGCAAAGCGGACCCCAGCCACGAAGGAUACCCGGGCUGUCACGGCGACCUCGACCAAGCAGAAGACACUCCGCCGCAUCUGGAGCCGUCUCCUCAACACCGACGAAAACUCGAUCUACCUCGGCGACAGCUUCUUCGCCCUCGGCGGUGACUCCAUCACCGCCAUGAAACUUGUCGCCGAGGCUCGCCAACAGGGCAUGCAGCUCAGCGUCGCCCAGGUCUUCGCCAACCGCACGCUCUACGAGAUGGCCAAUGCCAUGCAGCCGAUUUUGGCUGGUUCGUCGGGGCAUGCACCAUCUGAAUCUCAGGCUGCUCCUGAAUACAAACCGUUUUCGCUGCUUCACAGCUCGCUGACGCAACGAAUCCAACGCGAGCUCGAGAACGAACCGUGCAAGAUUAUUGACAUACUACCUACGCGGCCGCUGCAGGAGAUCGCCGUGAGGGGAACCGUCGAACUCCCGCGCUUCUCGAUCCGUUACGAGCUCAUACACUUCGAUGGUUUGGUGGACAAGACACGUCUCCUCCGCGCUUGUCAGGAGCUAGUCGCGCGCAAUGAGAUCUUACGAACCGUCUUUGUGCGGGUCGACAGCAACUGCUACAGCGUUGUGCUUGACGACUCUUUCACCGCUCCGGUAGUGGAAUAUGAGGUGGAUGACGCUGUGUCCUUUGCCGGCGAGGUUUCCCGCCUCGACUCUAAGACGCAGAUGCCUUACGGCUCUUCGUUCGUCAAGUGGUUCUUGAUCACCGACCAAGCGAAAUGCAGCCUGGUGUUCCGCAUCUCCCACGCGCAGUACGACGAGAUGUGUCUCCCCAUCUUCCUCAAACAACUGCACGGCUUAUACCAAGACUCACCCAACGUGCCGCCCUCUUACUCAUUCUCCGCCUUUGUCAACCACGUCAGCCGAGAGGCCAUACCCGCCGCCAUUCCCUAUUGGCGGAACCUCCUCGCCGGCUCACCGGGUAUCACCCUCCUCCGCCCCUCCACGCCCAUCACCGACCGCCGCCACUUCGCCGUGCACCGCACCGUCGACAUAGCCGCCCGCACCCGCGACGUGACAGUGGCAACCUUCCCCUCGGCCGCCUGGGCCCUAACCCUCGCGCGGCUGACGGGCAGCGCCGACGUCGUCUUCGGCGAGGUCGCCUCGGGCCGCAGCGUCGACGUGCCCGGUAUCCCCGAUGCCAACGCAAUCGCGGGCCCUUGCUGGCAGUACGUGCCGACGCGCGUGCGCUUGGGAAGUCAGGGUGCUGGCGGCGCCGUCACAACAACAACGGGCCACGACCUCCUCGCGGCCCUGCAGCACCAGCAUAUGGCCACCUCGUCGCACGACUGCAUGGGCCUGGACGAGAUCGUGCGUUGUUGUACGGACUGGGAUCCGGAUCCGGAUACGAAUGCGGAGGGGCAGCGGGGCAGGUGGUUUGAUUCGGUUGUGCAUCAGGACGUGGCGCAUGUUGAGGAGUUGGAGUUCGGGGUGUUCAAAGAAGGCGGGGGAGGUGGUACUAAGGCGAGGAUGGAGACGCUGUACCCGUAUGAGGAGCCGCUUCGGGAGUGGAAGAUUCAGGCCUUUUACCAUGUGGAAAGUGAGAGGUUGACGCUGGAGGUUGUUACCUUCCAUUCGUGGCGGGAGCAUGCCGUUGAGAUUCUGGAUAAAUUGGUGGCGUCCAUGGAGCAGCUGGUGAAGCGGCCUUGGGAGGAGUUGACUGUGGUUUGA